GUUUCAGCUUUACCAUUGCUGUUGCAGGCCGCGCAGAUAGCACACAGCCCUUCCGAGCCGAUAGACGUACAGUUAAGAACGAUGGCUUCAAAUGUUUCGAAUACCUCUCCCACAGCAAACCAACUCGUCUGUCCGUAUCAUCCUGCUGCGGCAUUGGUCGACGACUACCAUACCGGCGACAUGAUAUGCUCCGACUGUGGCCUUAUCGUCGGUGACCGUAUGAUCGAUCCGUCCAGCGAGUGGCGCACGUUUAGCGACGACCCAAGCCGUCCGGAUCCAUCCCGUGUCGGUAGCACCGAUCCAGUACUACAAAAUCUGGCCACGUUUAUACAACCUUCUGCCAACGGCUUUGAGCCGCCCAACCAUUUCUCCUUCCUCAAAAUGGACACCACAACGCGCAAGCUAAUGUUCGGCUUCGCCAUGAUCGCCACUAUGGCGGAACGCAUCAAUGCACCGGCGUCGAUCGUGAGCCAUGCUAAAACCAUCUUCAAGCAAGCGCUGGAAUCGGCCGCGCUAACCCAUCGGUCGAUAGAAGCAGUGUCUGUAGCCUGUCUGUACAUCGCUUGCCGGCAGGAAGGUGUGCCACGUACCUUCAAGGAGAUGUGCGCGGUUUGCUCGGCCAGCAAAAAGGAGAUUGGGCGCUGCUUUAAGCUAAUCACCAAGGUGCUGGCUACAUCGCUGGAUCACAUCACGUCCGAAGAUUUUAUGCAGCGCUUCUGUUCGAAGCUGUUUCUUCCGCACGAAGUGCAAAAGGCAGCGACGCACAUUGCGCAGAAAGCGUUCGAAGCGGACCUCGUGCCGGAUCGGUCGCCCAUCUCGGUGGCGGCUGCCGCCAUCUACAUGGCCUCCCAGGUGUCCGCUACGGCGAUGAGCCUGAAAGCGGUGGCAGCGAUUGCCGGUGUCGCUGAGCAGACGAUCAAGCAGUCGUACAAGCUGAUGCACCCGCACGCUUGGGAGCUGUUUCCAAGGACGCACCUGUUCUACAAGCACAUCGGCAUGCUACCAACCUGGAAGCGGUUGGUUUAGGAAUUUCAUUUCAUUGCUUAACCGGCUGAAGGAUCACCGCAGAACUUUUCCGCCAUUACCGUGAGCACGUGUUCGAACUUGGCGUGACGCUCCUCGGCCGGCACCAGUGCGCCCUUGCUGCCCCACAGGAAUUUCAUCUGAAACUCAGUCCUACGUGGCAAAAGUGAGAAGUGUCUACUCACAUGCUAUCCUGCUCCGUGGCAGUGCUGGCCGUUUUGGCACUGCGCGCCCCAUCCACUGCCACGCUGUGCCGCAGCUGGGCCCUUUUCUGCUGAUCGUCCGCUCCAUUCCGCUGCGCCGACUUCACGUGCGAUUCUGUGGAAGCAAGUCGAAAAGCGAAACCGUUUGCGCCUCGCCAAAUACUGGAACGCUGAACUAGAAGCAAAGGUGGGGAAACGUACGCGAAACAGGAACGCAACAGAACGCCCGCAAAACACACUGCUGCUGACGGCGCAAACUUUUGCGCAUGAUAAUCAACGACAGGGAGAAGGGCCGCUUUGCCACAAAGAGGGAAUUUAAAUUCGAAAAACAAGGGAAUAGUUUGAAAAGACAAAAAACGCGCGAUCGAACCUGUACCGACGUGCGGUGAUGACUGAGUAGAUUUGUAAACGGUUUGUUUGCUGCUGGAAGAGGGGCCGUUAGACAGUUAGCUGCUAAACAGUUGAUACAGCUGUGACAAAAGUAUCGCCUUGGGAUGUGUUCUACAGCGUACAGCGUUUUGCAGAACACAAUUUCAUACUUGCUGGAGCAUUAAAACCAUUAAAUUGAAUAACCUUGGACUUCAA
Messenger RNA from Anopheles arabiensis, 1811 nucleotides. Its product is annotated as transcription initiation factor IIB-like. Gene Ontology annotation, cellular component: nucleus; transcription preinitiation complex. Gene Ontology annotation, molecular function: RNA polymerase II general transcription initiation factor activity; TBP-class protein binding. The coding region runs from base 82 to 1026 and encodes 314 amino acids. Gene Ontology annotation, biological process: transcription preinitiation complex assembly; transcription initiation at RNA polymerase II promoter. NCBI's taxonomy places the organism in Eukaryota, Metazoa, Arthropoda, Insecta, Diptera, Culicidae. The transcript has 7 exons. The record is from RefSeq and is a predicted model, not a curated record.